AUGUUGAGAUUUCAAUAUUUUGAUAUUACUGAUCCAAGUAUUCUCUGGAAUCUUUUGAAAAAAAGAUUUGAUCAUCAAAAGGAUGUUAUACUUCAAAAUGCUAGAGAUGAAUGGAGAACACUAAGGUUUCUAGACUUCAAGAAGGUAAAUGAAUAUAACUUAGCUUUGUUCAGAAUAUGUUCACAACUCAAAUAUUGUGGACAAGAAGUUACUGAUGAAGAUAUGUUGGAGAAAACUUACUUCACGUUUCAUGCAACAAACAUUACCUUGAUGCAACAAUAUCGAUUGCAAAAGUUCACAAGAUAUUCUGAACUGAAUGCAUGCCUGCUUGUUGCAGAACAAAACAAUGAGCUCUUGAUGAAAAACCAUGAAUCUCGUCCAUCGGGAUUAGUAGCGCUUCCUAAAGCAAAUGCUACAUUGAUACUCAUAAAAACAAUAUGCGUGGACGAGGGCGUGGUCGAGGACGAUGCCAUUGUUAUUUUAAUCGAAACCAAAGCCAAAAUCAGAACCUUAAUACUGGUCGUGGACAAGGUAAUAAUCGUGGUCGUGGCUAGAAAAUGA
Molecule: messenger RNA, 561 nt
Organism: Lactuca sativa (garden lettuce)
Lineage: Eukaryota; Viridiplantae; Streptophyta; Magnoliopsida; Asterales; Asteraceae
Source: RefSeq, a predicted model, not a curated record